This is a messenger RNA of Linum trigynum, 3661 nucleotides long. The record is from the annotation of a GenBank genome assembly. NCBI's taxonomy places the organism in Eukaryota, Viridiplantae, Streptophyta, Magnoliopsida, Malpighiales, Linaceae.
GAUAAACGGACAAUCAUAGGAUAAGAGAGUUUUAUAUGGAGGCUCAUUUGCAUUGAUCGACUAAUAUCAAUUGGUAAUAGCAAACACGUGUAAUAUUCAUUCCAUGCAACAAAUUAAAUGGUACCCAUCCACGUGUAAUAGACAAUUGCUUGCUCUCAUAAUCCCAAAAAUCCCACUGGCAGAAGAAGCUGACAAAGAUGUUAUAGCAAGAUCAAUUGCACUUUUCUUUGUGUUUGCAUGUACGAAAUCAAAGCAUUUGGAGCUGGUUUGCGAAAUUCAAGGACUUAGGCGGAGGUGAGUUUACAACGGACACCAUCUUCUUUGCUCGCACACUCCCCGUUAUCUGCGGCCGAGAUUGGGAAGACCACCAAGGUCCUUUGCGGAGGAGAGCUGGAGGCCCAGUCGUUGAAUUUGCUUGGCUAGCCGCCAGCCGAUUUGUCGACGGGAUGGGGAAAGUCGGGGAUAUGGUCGUAGACGCAUAGAUGCGGGGAGCAGGUCUAUCCGCCACCAGAUCGUCGUGCGGGAUCGGAGGUGAGGGGAAGGUUAAGAGAUGCGUGGAGGAAGGACUGGGACUUGAACCAACGGCGGAGAUCAAUACUUAGGAUAUAUCGACGACAAUCGCGUGGUGUGCGUGAUACUUACGGUAGGCUUGCCCACUCCCCACUGGACCCCUUAUACCAUUAGGCGCUAUUUAUUUAAUAAUAAUAAUUUACAUUGCCGGUGUAUAUAUAUGAACUGCAGAAACGAAGCAGCACCUAAAAGUCGGCCAAUAACCUAACUAAUUAAAAACAUACACCUACUGAAAAGGGACGUGUCUCCAAAGUGUAGACCGUUUAUUGAAUUUUACAUCUCUUUUGAAACGUGAAAAUACACUAGGCCUGAUUGAUCUUUGGGUAAUUUUUUACAAAACUAGCUUCUAAAGUUCUAAUACAAUUCGUUGGGAACUGGGAAGUGUUAUUAAAAGUGUAAUGAAGUGUUUCAACAAAAAAAAUAAAAAAAAGAUGUAAUGAAGUGUUUGACUGAUAAACUAGUGAAAUUACUUUUUAACUUAGCAAGUAAUAUAAAAUAAUGAAAAUAUUUUAAAUUUAAAAAAGAAAUAAAAAUUAAAGAGGGUUUUGAUUGAAGUUAUCUUAUCUUAAAUAAUAAUUAUAUAACUUUUAUUUAUCAAACAUAUCAAUGAAAAGAUUAUAUUUUGAAAAAAAUUUAUAUCUUGAAAAUGGUUUUAAAACGAAUAUAAAAAUGGUAGAUUAUGGUUUUAUGGUUCAUAAUGAAUUAGAAAUGUUUGCUCGACUUCAAUUUUUUUUUUAUACUAAAAACUACUUCAAAAAGUCGGUCCAAAUAUAUGCUAUGAUUGUUUAUAUAAAUAAAACUUUUAUUAUUAAGAUAUUUUUUUAUUCAUGGAAAAUAUUAGUGGGGAUUGCAUUUAUAUAUUCUGUAGAAUGGACCUGGUUAUCUAGCUCCGUCUGAAAUCUAGAUUGCGCCAUAAGCUAUUUUAAUCUCCCAGAGCGGCUAUAAAUAGGAUCCUCCAAUCCCUUCACUCACUGCAACAAAGUAAAAAGGGAUAAGAAGUAGAGAUAUGGCUCUCGUCAAAGCAGCUGCAUGCUUCCUAUUCUGCUUGGUCAUCCUCGAUCCCUACGUUUCAAUAGUGGUUGCUCGUAAAAAAUAUCCGGCGACUAGCGCUCCAGCCCCUUCUCCAAUAAUCAUCACACCAGAGUACGCCAGCCCUGCCUCGGAAGCAGAAUUAGCACCCGAAGAAUUCGUUACCAUUACUUCUGCGGUUGCGCCUGCAACACCUCCGGCCACUUUUGCACCGGCUGAACCACCGAUAAUCAUCGCAGCAGCAGAGGACGCCCCUGAAGCUCCGGUACCAGAUGCCGCAUUGCCACCCGCAAUUAAUUAAUAUCCCAUUUCUACUUAAUUACUGGGCGCUUGUGAGUGUGUGUUCAAUAAUACCAUGCCUACUUCAUGUGUACGUUCACUGUUAAGUACGUUGUAAGUCUCGAUCGAUCGGCUUCGAUGGAUCUUUGGUGUUCUAAUAAAAAAAAGCUUAUGUAUGCUGCAGCCAGCUCCUGCUGAUUGUAUUAAUUGAUUGGUAGUCCGAUCCAUCAUGUUUCACUUUGGUUUAUGUAACGUGGCUGGCUGUAUUGUCUACUUAGAUAAAAGGUUGUUAUAGUAUGAUCAGUAUCGUCUGAAUAAAAGGCUGCUUUAGUUUUGCAAACUCUGUCCUAAUUCUCCCUCUUUCUCUCUUAAUUGUAAUUUCUAUAAAUCGAGUAUCACGAAACCCCAAUUGAAAAUCGAAUUUCAAUUCCAACGGCUAAUCCAUCCAUGAAGAAGAUGACUGUUCCAACGCAGUUGUAGUCCUUAAAAAUUUCUGCGAAAUAAUUAAAAAAAAAUCACGACGUUCGGAUUGUGAAGCACAAAGUUAUGGCCUUUCAAAGUUUAGAAAAAUAGAAAAAAUGGUCGUUCGGGGUAGCAAACGACGUUUUUUCGGGACGAAAGCGGGACCAAGCUGCCUUUGAAUGUUAACGAAUUGCAAGAUCUCGAAAAUUUAUGCGGAAUCAAAAAAAAUAUCGUUACGAUCGAAUAACGGAGCGCAAAGUUACGUAUGUUUGAAGUUUCAGCGCAGGUCAGGCCUUCACCGCAGCUGACAGCCGCGGUGAUGCAUUCACUGUUGUCCUCUCCCGCAGUGAUGCAUUCACUUCUGUCCUCUCCCACAGUGAUGACUUUCACUACGUUUGUCAACUGCGGUGAUGCCCAAACAUGUGUAUAUUGGGAAUUUUUCAUAAAACGUGUGUAUUUUGGGAUUUUUUAAAUAGAACGUGUGUAUUCUGAGAUUUUUUCCCAGGUUUGGGUGGGCGUGGUUCCUUACAUACAAUUUUGAACCAUGGUUUUAAAAUUAUAAUCUUCUUCCUAAAACAAAACUGUGUGGUGUUGUAAUAUGUGAUAUAAAAAAUCCAAAACCAACCAGUAUGUGGUUCGAAGAAAACCAGCCCACACCAUUUUUUUUUUGUUGAAUUCCACCGCAACAUCUUCGAACAAUUAUGUAUAAAAUAUGUAAUCUAAAAAAUUUAUUCGAAUGUCAUUCUAAAUUGAAGUUUCUUUGUCAGAUUGUUUGUAAACGGGAAGAAAAUGAACAAAAUUUGAGAUCUAAGAGAUAAUAAUUCCAGAAACGAAGCAUCACCUAAAAGUUGGUCGGUGACCUAACUAAUUAAAUACAAGUUGUCCUAUCCUCGCCUGCCGAAUGAGUUAAGUGCUUAUGGCCAAACAUAUACCAACAUUCCACCACCUAGGAUGGCAACGGGUUUGGAUGGGGCGACCGCGGUUUUAAUAUUAUAAUCAUCUUCGUUAACAAAACUGUGUGGUGAUGUAAUAUAUUAUAUAAAAAAUCCAUAACCAAUUAUGUAUAAAUUUCACCAACAACCAGUAUGUAGUUCACAGAAAACCCACCCGCAUCAUUUUUUUUCUGUUGAAUUUCACCCUCACCAUCCCUGAACAAUUAUGUAUAACAUUUGUGAUAUAAUCUAAAAAAAUUCUUCGAAUGUCAAUGUAAAUUGAAGUUUUUUGUCACAUUGUUUGUAAUAUUGAGAGAAAAUUAACAAGAUUUGAGGUAUAAGAGAUAAUUAUAAUUUUCUAGAGAUAUAAAUAAACGGAAUGUUAAAGU